Mucor mucedo is the source of this 465-nucleotide messenger RNA. RefSeq lists its product as uncharacterized. Lineage: Eukaryota; Fungi; Mucoromycota; Mucoromycetes; Mucorales; Mucoraceae. Bases 1 to 465 code for a protein of 154 amino acids. The transcript is spliced from 4 exons. The record is from RefSeq and is a predicted model, not a curated record.
AUGUCAUGCAUCUUGCUAUUACAGCCACGACAUGAAGUUUACAACGGUAAAAAGGCUUUGCGUGUGGUCCUCUAUGUUGCAGAAGAUAAAAUCGAUUGGUAUAACGAAAACGGUUUGCACGCACUCGUAUUGGACGCUCUUUAUCCUGUUGUCAUAAAUAAUUUGAUUGUUGACGGAGGUGCUGACUUGAACAAAAAGAAUAAAGACGAACGAGAUCAUCGAGUGAUUCAAAUGGAAGGGUUCCGUAUUUUGUAUAGAUUUACGCAGCGAAAUUCGCAGCAAACAUUAAUUGAAACGGAAAAAGAGUUUGGAUUUGAUGGAUUAUCAGAAGGAGACGAAAAACCUGUUGUAAAGACAACUUAUAAACCAUUGUUUAUAUAUCCACAUCAAUUGUUAAUUUCCGUGGAUGACGAGUUAUUUAUGAACAGUACAAAAUUAUUGGAUUCCUAUUUUGAAAUACUUUGA